AUGGCCAGACUUUCCACAAACGCCUCGACGCGACAACCAGCGUCUAUACGGCGCCGCACACCAGAAACAGGUGUUCACCGCAAUCUACCCGGAGAUCCACCCACAGGAGUCAAGAAGAGACGUUACAGACCAGGCACCAAUGCGUUGAGGGAGAUCCGUCAAUUUCAACGGAGCACCGACCUUCUUCUUCGAAAACUUCCAUUUGCAAGACUUGUCAAGGAGAUCGCUGACCAUUACAUUGGUGUUGACUAUGGAAUCCGUUGGCAGUCCAACGCAGUUCUCGCCCUUCAGGAAGCAUGUGAGGCAUUUCUCAUACAUUUGCUUGAAGAUACUAAUCUUUGUGCUAUCCAUGCCAAACGGGUCACUAUCAUGCAGAAAGACAUUCAGUUGGCAAGAAGAAUUCGAGGUCAGCUAUAA
This is a messenger RNA of Sungouiella intermedia, 417 nucleotides long. The record is from the annotation of a GenBank genome assembly. NCBI's taxonomy places the organism in Eukaryota, Fungi, Ascomycota, Pichiomycetes, Serinales, Metschnikowiaceae.